Morchella importuna is the source of this 6705-nucleotide messenger RNA. RefSeq lists its product as uncharacterized. The record is from RefSeq and is a predicted model, not a curated record. The coding region runs from base 1 to 6705 and encodes 2234 amino acids. Gene Ontology annotation, biological process: mitotic cell cycle; leading strand elongation; DNA replication. The transcript is spliced from 9 exons. Gene Ontology annotation, cellular component: nucleus; epsilon DNA polymerase complex. Gene Ontology annotation, molecular function: nucleotide binding; single-stranded DNA 3'-5' DNA exonuclease activity; DNA binding. NCBI's taxonomy places the organism in Eukaryota, Fungi, Ascomycota, Pezizomycetes, Pezizales, Morchellaceae.
AUGGCUUCACGACCACGGGGAACAAACUUUCGGGGCCGUGGUGGCUCUCGAGGUGGUAAGGGCGGCGAAUUUGGCUCUGGUGCAAGAGCGGGCGGUCGGUAUAAGAAGACGAAAACGAUCGAUGCGAAGUCACUACUAGCUACGGAUGGAACGUCGGUGGAGGAGAAGUUUGAGAAUACGAAGCUUGCCAACGAAAUCGAUGAUAGGAUGGGAUUUGAGCGAUUCGAAUCUGGGUCUAGAAAGAUCGGAUGGCUGAUCAAUAUGCAUGCGACGACGAUUGAAGACGACCAAGUCGUAGGUGGGAAGGCAGGGAUGGACUAUUAUUUUCUAGACGAUUUCGGAGGCUCAUUCAAAGCUACUGUCAUGUACGAUCCAUAUUUCUUGAUCGCGACAAAGCUCGGCUUUGAAGGAGAAGUAGAAGAAUGGCUACGCCGAAAAUUCGAGGGUGUCGUCAAAAAGAUGUCUCGAUUAACAAAAGAGGAUCUGCAAAUGCCAAACCAUCUGCUAGGCUACCGGCGGACAUUCAUAAAGCUAGAAUUUGAUAACGUAUCGGAAUUGCUUUCCGUGCGGAAAGUUCUUAUGCCCAUAGCGGAGAAGAAUAAAAAAAACGUCAAUGCCAUGGAUGCUUAUGCGGAGAUUGUCAGUGCAAAUUCUGGCUUCGAUUUCCUUGAUGAUGGUACGGAUCGAAAAACGGCCGCGACUGUAGACGCCAGUGACUAUAUAAUCGACAUCCGAGAGUAUGAUGUUCCGUACCAUGUCCGUGUAGCUAUCGACCUUAAUAUCCGAGUCGGUCGCUGGUACAACGUUGAAGCAAAGCACGGGGAAGUCUCACUCUCCCUUAUUGAGGACCGUUUAAAGCGUGCGGAGCCUGUUGUUAUGGCUUAUGACAUCGAAACUACUAAACUCCCCUUGAAAUUCCCUGAUGCAGUAAUUGACCAAAUCAUGAUGAUAUCAUACAUGAUUGAAGGUCAAGGGUUCCUCAUUACCAAUCGAGAAAUCGUCUCACAGGAUAUCGAGGAUUUUGAAUACACCCCUCGCCCAGAAUACGAGGGUCAAUUCAUCAUCUUCAACGAACCUGACGAGAAGGCUGUAAUUGAGCGCUUUUUUGAGCAUAUCAAGGAGGCAAAACCCACAGUAAUGGUGACAUAUAACGGAGACUUCUUCGAUUGGCCGUUUGUCGAGGCCAGAGCCAGUCUAUUAGGAAUUGAUAUGUACACUGAGAUUGGGUUCCGAAAGAAUAGUGAGGACGUGUACCAGAGCAAUUACUGUGCGCACAUGGAUGCGUUUUCAUGGGUAAAAAGAGAUUCAUAUCUACCACAAGGAAGUCAGGGCCUCAAGGCGGUUACGACUGCAAAGUUGGGAUAUGACCCGGACGAGUUAGAUCCAGAACUUAUGACGAGAUAUGCGAUAGAAAAACCGCAGACUUUGGCAGAAUACUCGGUUUCCGAUGCUGUGGCAACAUAUUACCUCUAUAUGAAAUAUGUGCAUCCGUUCGUUUUUUCGCUAUGUACAAUUAUUCCAUUAGGUCCGGACGAUGUGUUGAGAAAGGGCACGGGAACGUUAUGUGAGAUGUUAUUGAUGGUGCAAGCAUACCUCAAGGAUAUUGUUCUGCCGAAUAAACAUAAACAAACAGAAGAGGCUUUCUAUGAGGGACAUUUACUAGAGUCAGAGACAUACGUGGGGGGGCAUGUCGAGUCUAUUGAGUGUGGGAUAUUUCGUUCUGAUCUGCCAGUGAAUUUUGUGAUUGAUACGAAGGCGAUCGAUGAUUUAAUACGAGACCUGGAUGCCGCUCUAUCCUUUAGUAUUGUUGUGGAGGAGAAGAAAAAGGUGGAGGAUGUCACGAACUACGAGGAAAUAAAAGAACAGAUUAAAUCCAGGCUCAUGAAGCUUAAAGAGGUCCCGAUAAGAAACGAACGGCCUUCGAUCUAUCAUUUAGACGUAGCCUCUAUGUACCCAAACAUUAUGACUACAAAUCGUCUUCAGCCUGACUCUAUGAUCCAAGAGUCCGACUGCGCAGCCUGCGAUUUCAACCGUCCUGGAAAAACAUGUGAUCGACGAUUACCCUGGGCCUGGCGUGGCGAAUACCUUCCUGCAAAGCGCGACGAAUAUAACAUGAUUAAGCGUGCACUCGAGAAUGAGCGUUUCCCACCAAGGUAUCCAAACCAGCCGGCAAGAACCUGGAAUGACCUUUCGAGUGAGGACCAAUCGAAUGCUAUAAAGAAGCGAUUGCAAGAAUAUUCUAAGAAAAUCUACCAUAAGAUUCAUGAGAGCAAAACAAUCGAAAAGGAAGCCAUUAUCUGCCAACGCGAGAAUCCUUUCUAUGUGGACACGGUAAAGGAUUUUCGUGAUCGUCGGUAUGACUUCAAAGGACAGCAGAAGGUCUGGAAGCGCAAGACAGAUGAUCUUGCAUCUUCCGGUGCAACAGCUGGAGAAAUCGACGAAGCCAAGAAAAUGGUGAUUCUAUUUGACUCACUUCAACUUGCGCAUAAAGUCAUUCUCAACUCUUUCUAUGGAUAUGUUAUGAGAAAGGGAUCUCGAUGGUAUUCGAUGGAAAUGGCUGGUGUAACUUGUCUUACUGGUGCACACAUCAUUCAGAUGGCUAAGGAGUUGGUUGAACGAAUAGGGCGACCAUUGGAAUUGGAUACCGAUGGUAUUUGGUGUAUCCUCCCAGCCACAUUUCCAGAGAACUUUGCGUUCGCUUUGAAGGGUGGGAAGAAACUUCCGAUUUCCUAUCCUUGUGUCAUGUUGAAUCAUCUUGUCCAUGCGAAAUUUACGAAUCAUCAGUACCAAGAACUUAAGGAUCCGAAAACAUUCAGAUACGAGACACAUAGCGAAAACAGUAUUUUCUUCGAAGUAGAUGGUCCGUACAGAGCUAUGAUCUUGCCCACAUCAAAGGAAGAAGACAAAAAUUUGAAGAAACGUUACGCCGUUUUCAACCAUGACGGGAGCUUAGCAGAAUUGAAGGGAUUUGAAGUCAAACGCCGUGGUGAACUAAAGCUCAUCAAGAUUUUUCAGUCUCAAAUCUUCAAGUUCUUUCUGGAGGGCACCACCCUAACAGAGUGUUAUGAAGCGGUUGCAAAGACUGCCAACAGGUGGCUAGACGUGCUUCAUCAACGCGGUUCUACCUUAGCCGACGAAGAGCUUAUCGACUUGAUUUGCGAGAACAGGAGCAUGUCGAAGACUCUUGCAGAGUACGGCUCCCAGAAAUCAACGUCUAUUACCACGGCAAAAAGGCUGGCUGAGUUCUUGGGGGAGCAGAUGGUGAAAGAUAAGGGGUUAAAUUGCAAAUAUAUUAUUUGUUCAAAACCUAGGGAUGCUCCAGUUACAGAGAGAGCUAUCCCAGUUGCCAUUUUCUCUGCAGAGCUGUCCGUGAAGCGACAUUUCUUGAGGAAGUGGUUGAAAGAGGAACCUAGCGAUAUGGAUCCACGGGCACUCCUUGAUUGGAACUACUAUCUCGAGCGUUUGGGAUCUGUCAUCCAGAAACUCAUUACCAUCCCAGCCGCGCUUCAAAAAGUGCGGAAUCCAGUACCGAGGGUUGCUCAUCCUGAGUGGCUACAAAGGCGGAUUAACAUCAAAGACGACAAAUUCAAACAAAAGAAAAUGACAGAUAUGUUUGGAAAAAGAAUUGCUCCAGUGAACGAGGUUGCGAGCAGCUUACAAGCUACCAGCCUAGGUGACAUGGAAGACUUUGGCAACGCAUCGGUAGCAAAGCCAAUGUUGGUCGGGACUGCUGUAAGACUUCAAAAGAGGAAAGCUCCAGAGAGCGUUGCGCCGAACGAUCCAUUUGCUAGUCUGCCUGAAAUCAUGCCUUCAAUGACCGAGGAUUAUCGAGAAUGGCUACAGUACCAGAAGAAGAAGUGGAAACUGCAAAAGCAUGCCAGGAUGAGACGGAAACAACUGUUUGGUGAUAGGAGCGGCCCGCAGAGCGAUAAAUUAGGGACCUUCUUCAGAAACCAGAUAGAGUCAAUGCUUUCGGGCACUUGGGAGAUUCUACAGCUCAGGGCCACUAAUAUGCCUGGUGAAAUUCGAGCUUUUAUCUUGGUCGAUAAAAAAGUUGUUACUUUAAAGAUCAAGGUGCCCCGCCAAGUGUUCAUCAAUUUCAGAAACGAUGAUCUUCCCAGGGUUGUUGUGAAAGGAUGCACAAUUGAAAAAACGAAUCACAUUCUUCCCAAUGGACAUCCAUCGACCAACCUUUCUAAGCUCACGGUUCCUGAAGAUACAUUCAUCCAAGAAGCCAAAGCAUUCUCUGUCAUCUUCAACCACCCUAGUGUGGAAGGUGUGUAUGAAACACAAGUACCACUAGAGACUCGAGUUCUGUUGGAGUUGGGCAACAAUUGUACCUUUGAUGAUACUCAGAUAGGUGUUCUUGGGAAAGGUCUUGAACACGGAUUUGAAUUAUCGACACUCAAGGCAAAGGUUGACACUAAGCCUUACCUCCAUGAGAGCCCGCUAGAAUUUGGUUUCUUAUAUCACGUAAUUGCUGGGGACCGACAAAUCUUUGGACUUUUCUCGACUGCAAAAGACGAAGCCCACGUACUCGUUUAUAAUACCACCCGAGACGCACAAAAUCUGCCGAAUAUGGAAAAAAUAUACGCUGAACAAUUCUCCCGGAGAUACAAAGAACAGAAUGGCCCUUGGCAAACUUCAUUUGAUUAUCCUGAGACGCUACGCUUCGAUAUAUCGUACGUCAACACGAAAAAGAAGCUACAGAAGGGGUUGAGUGAUCUCGUUAAGAAAGUUCGCUCCGAAGAGUCGAAACCGACUGUCUUAGUCAUUCAAUCUUCACAGAGACGAGCCUUAGUGGAAAGUGUACCUGCUUUAAAUGAUUUUCCGAUUUUAUCACUACGCUCAGAUGCUUCUGACAGCAACCUUCCGCCCUUGGGUUGGCAAACUUUUGUGGCAAAACGUAUCGUUACUCGUUACCUAGCCCUGGGAUCCUGGAUCUCUGACUACAUGGAAUUGGCGCGUUAUGGUGAUGUUCCAAUCUGCAAUCUCGAGAAAGAUGACCCUAGCUAUUUAAUUGAUGUUGCUUAUGCUCGGCGAUUACAAAAUAAUAAUGUUGUGCUUUGGUGGUCACCUUCACCAAAACCAGAUCAUGGGGGGUAUGAGAAGGAUGAUAUUGUUGGAGCCUUCGAAACGGUGGAAAUGCCUGCUAUCAACAAUCCAGGCUCUUAUUCCUCGGUCUGCAUCGAAAUAGACGUUCGGAACCUCGCCAUCAACACCAUCCUUACCUCCUCCUUGAUCAAUGAACUUGAAGGGAGUGACUCUGUGUCCUUGAACACAGCAGCACCAACCGAUGACAAUCCAAGUGACGGAACCAAUGUAAUAUUUGCCGAUAAUGCAUUUACGACAGCCGGCGUCACUGUACUACGUGAGAUGGUGAAAGCAUGGUGGGCGGAAGCUUGCAAAGGGAGCCACACAGCGGACGUCAUGGUUCAGCAUCUAGUGCGAUGGGUUGAGAAUCCAGGUUCUUUUCUAUACGAUCGAGCCCUGCAUUACUAUGUUCAAACAAUGUCGAAAAAGGCGCUCUUGCAAUUAAUGACAGAUUUUCGCCGAGUUGGAUCGAAUGUUGUUUUUGCAAACGCGAACAAGCUUCUGGUCCAGACAACAAAAGCUGAUGUAGGCAACGCGUUCGCCUACAGUGAGUACAUCAUAAAAUCUAUUCGGGCGAAGCCGCUAUUCCAUUUUCUAGAUCUUGAAAUCAAGGAGUACUGGGACUAUCUCGUAUGGUAUGACGAGGUAAACCAUGGCGGUAAAGCCUGCCAAAAUAUCGAGGAGGAUAAAAUUGAACAACCACUCAAUACGAUAAUGCAUUGGCAAUUUGCAAAGUUUUUACCCGAGGCCCUUCAGAAUGUUUUCAACGAGUGGGUAGUUGAGUUUGUUGAGAUCAUGCACAAGCAGAAGCACCCAGAACCUUCAGGAUCCGAUCCGUCAACCCCUAGACCUACACAAAUCUACUUCAAAGUUUCAGAGGACGAGAAUAGUGACAAGAUUGUUCUUGGAAAGGAGUUCUCAAAACCAUUGCGGAAACAAAUUGGUCAAUUGAUUCGUCGACUUCAAGAAUCGAUGCUCCAUUCAGAGCCCGACGUCGACUUUGAAUUUCCCUCUUUGCCUGGCGCAUACAAGCCGCUAAAAAACCCUGUUCUGCAAUUGGUCCGGUGUCUGACAGCGGUUUUUGGCCUAGCAAAGGAAAUAAAUCUCGAAGCACGCGUGCUAAGGAAGGAGCUUCUUGGCAUGUUUGACGUUAAAGAAUUUAGCAAGGAUGGCAUCUUUGAGAAUCCUAGCGAGUCAUUAAAAUUUUCUCAAGUUGUUUGUUCCAGUUGUACGAUGACCCGAGAUAUGGAUCUCUGCAAGGACGAGGACUUGAUACCAGAUGUGGUAGGUGAAGGAGCACAUGCCCGAGAGAAAGCGUGGAAAUGCCUCUUUUGCGGGACAGAGUUUGAUAGACUGGCAUUCGAGGAAAAGAUGAUCGGACAGUUGCAGCAAAUGAUCACGGCUUACAAUGCUCAGGAUCUCAAGUGUGGCAAAUGCAAGCAGCUCAAAGCAAACGACUUUCAAGAGCACUGUGCUUGUUCAGGGGCGUGGGUUUUGACGAUGGAAAGGGAGCUGUUGGUGAAACGUUUGAGCGUGUACAGGAGUGUUGCAGAUUUCUAUUCUUUCAGAAUGUUGUUGGACGUUGUCGAUGAGAUAAUCGCUGGUAUAUGA